UUGGCCGCUUGUGGCUCAUUUAACCGCUGUCAGUGCGCAUCAUAUGGCCGCCGCUUUAACCAACUUCUCAACUCCGACAUAAGCAAAGUGGCUCAAAUGCGCAUUCUCUCACAGUGGAUGUGAACCAACCCAGGCGAAGACAGGGAGAAAAACUGGUUGGAACAUUUUGAUAUCCCUUCUCGGAUUAUUUUUUUGUGUCGUAUUUGAUUCGUUUGGGUUUCAGAAUAUCCAUUCUGCGACUCAGUCGACCUGUGCGUCCCCGAACUUUGUGCGCACUUAGCCUAUCUUAAAAAAUACUUUUUUCUCUGUUGGUGGCGAACUUUAAAACCAGGUGAAUGUAUAGCAUGAUGAUGGAAACUGACCUCCAUUCCCCCGGCCCCCAAACGAACACGACCACGGGGCAAACCGGGCCGAAUGGCGGGUCCAAAGCGAACCAGGAACGGGUGAAGAGACCGAUGAACGCGUUCAUGGUGUGGUCCCGUGGGCAGCGGAGGAAGAUGGCACAGGAGAACCCCAAGAUGCACAACUCUGAGAUCAGCAAGCGGCUGGGUGCCGAGUGGAAGGUAAUGUCCGAGGCUGAGAAGCGCCCUUUCAUCGACGAGGCGAAACGUUUGCGAGCCAUGCACAUGAAGGAGCAUCCGGAUUACAAGUACCGGCCAAGACGGAAGACCAAGACGCUGCUGAAAAAGGACAAAUAUUCCCUCGCAGGUGGACUGCUUUCUGGGCCCAGUGGGGGUGGUGGAGUUGGUUUAGGGCACGGCAUGGGAUCCUCGGGGAUCGGACAGAGGUUAGAGAGCCCCGGGGGUCACGGAGGCUCAGGCAGCUCCGGCUACGCGCACAUGAACGGCUGGGCGAACGGCGCGUACUCGGGGCAGGUGGCUGCAGCGGCGGCAGCCGCCGCGAUGAUGCAGGAGGCUCAGCUCGCCUACAGCCAGCACCCGGGGAGCGGAGCGCACCACCACCACCACUCGCACCACCACCACUCACACAACCCGCAGCCCAUGCACCGCUACGACAUGUCAGCGCUGCAGUACAGCCCCAUCUCGAACUCUCAGAGCUACAUGAACGCUUCACCCUCCGGCUACGGCGGGAUCACCUACACACAGCACCAGGGCUCCGGCGUCUCCUCCUCCACUGCCAUGGGGACGUUAGGGUCGCUGGUGAAAUCGGAGCCGAGUGUAAGCCCUCCCGUCAGCAGCACACACUCACGGGGUCCUUGCCCCGGAGACUUGAGAGAGAUGAUAAGCAUGUAUUUACCGACCGGAGAGCCGGGGGACCCGUCAAUGCAAAGUAGACUCCAUGCCUUGCCGCAGCAUUACCAGAGCGCCACGGCUGGAGUGAACGGGACGGUCCCUCUAACACAUAUUUAGAACUCACAGAAAAAUUGAAAACUGCAAACGAACACAUAACCAAAUAUUUACCUCUUUUCUAAAUAACCCCGGCCCCGAGAUCUACCUGCAUUUUGUACAGAAUGUUUAUGAUAUUGUAAAUGAAGGGUAAAUAGCAUAUUCAUCUCGGCUUUUUUUGGAAUAGCAACCAGUGAAAUUAUAUAACUAAUAUGAAGCUGAGAUAUUGGUUAUUGUGCUAUCAUCUUUUUGUCCAUUACUUCACAGUCUUAGUUGAGGGUUAUGCCAGGUCCACGUGGGGAGUAUUUGGUUCAAUUGUCUCAUAAUUUUCUUGUAAGUUAUUUGAAAAUGAGAAAAACGUGUCAUAAUCAUAAGAAAGUGCUUUAAAAAGAAAUGGGAAAAAAAUCACGUUCUUUAAAUAUUUGUGUUCAUUUGCAGAAGCCUGUGUCUUAAUUCUUGGAAAUCAUCUCUUUUUAUUGUAACACUCUAAUUAUUGUAAAUUGUGAAUAAUUUUAAUAUUUCAAAAGGAUGACGGGCAACUGCUGUUGUAAUUUUAAGUGCUUUUCCUGCGAGUGAAAAGCCCUGAUAUUGCAAUGAACAAGAAUUGAAUAAAUUUCACAAGAUGUUGCAUUGAUUCUUAAGAGAAUGCUCUUACACUGAUUCUUUUUCACGAUGUUCUUGGAGGAGUCUCUUCACGUUUUACAACACGAGAAUAUCACGAAUCCUCCUCUGGAGAAAAAUUGCCACCUCUUUAAAUUUGGACACAUCUAGGUCCCAUGAGCUUUGAAAUAGACCCAAUUGUUUGUGCGUAAUUGUGCGUAAAAGCUACAGUUUGAAGGGCUGUGAGGACACAUUUACAGUGGGUUGAUGAUGUUUCAUGAGCUAAACUUUUAUAAAAUAAGAACAUUAUAUAAAGCUUAUUUUUUUUCAUAUUUAGGGGUUAGGCCAAAACAUAUUCAAGUCGUUUAAUUGUUAAGGCCAAAAUGAUGGCCCACAUUGUCCUUUCUCAUAAUUCAUUUGAUUUCAUAUAAUUCAUUGCUCUAUUCGUUUUUGAACAUAUUCCUUAAAAAUUGAAUCUGAUUGAUAUAGAUUAUGAGAAGGCCUCA
Molecule: messenger RNA, 2452 nt
Organism: Platichthys flesus (European flounder)
Lineage: Eukaryota; Metazoa; Chordata; Actinopteri; Pleuronectiformes; Pleuronectidae
Gene: sox1a
Product: SRY-box transcription factor 1a
Exons: 1
Coding region: 336-1370 (344 amino acids)
Biological process (GO): anatomical structure morphogenesis; regulation of DNA-templated transcription; cell differentiation
Molecular function (GO): DNA-binding transcription factor activity, RNA polymerase II-specific; RNA polymerase II cis-regulatory region sequence-specific DNA binding
Source: RefSeq, a predicted model, not a curated record